Clunio marinus is the source of this 306-nucleotide messenger RNA. The record is from the annotation of a GenBank genome assembly. Lineage: Eukaryota; Metazoa; Arthropoda; Insecta; Diptera; Chironomidae.
AUGUCUGCUAAGAAUAUUUUUGUAGGCUUGACUUGGUCGAUGGAAGCAGUUUCAUGGAUUUUCGACACCAACUCAACAAGCUUCUUCAUCAUUUCUGACGUAGCAAAUUCCAUUCAUGGUUUUGUAAUCUUUGGAUUAUUUGUUUGUCGAUCACAUGUCAUGGACUCAGUCAUCACACGAAGUCGAUCUUCAAAUCGAUUUACAUCAUCUCUAAUUGGAAGAAUCCAAGAUAGUCAAAGAAAUUCAGAUUCAAAUGAUGAUCUCAUGUUGAAGUUUUUAAAAGAUAAACGCGCUGGUAAUGGAUGA